Messenger RNA from Notolabrus celidotus (New Zealand spotty), 1030 nucleotides. It is a transcript of the gene exosc8, whose product is annotated as exosome component 8. The transcript has 11 exons. The record is from RefSeq and is a predicted model, not a curated record. NCBI's taxonomy places the organism in Eukaryota, Metazoa, Chordata, Actinopteri, Labriformes, Labridae. Gene Ontology annotation, biological process: nuclear mRNA surveillance; nuclear polyadenylation-dependent mRNA catabolic process; nuclear polyadenylation-dependent rRNA catabolic process. Gene Ontology annotation, cellular component: cytoplasmic exosome (RNase complex); nuclear exosome (RNase complex). Bases 89 to 922 code for a protein of 277 amino acids.
ACAUCAAAGCCGCGUUUGUCCUUCGCUUUUUUCCUCCUAUCGGCUGCCGUAGUGCGUACACCGAACCCACGUGGUCAAUCAAAACAUCAUGGCGGCUGGUUUCAAGACUGCUGAACCUCUGGAGUACCACAGAAGCUUCCUGAAAGAGAACUGUCGACCUGAUGGACGGGAGCUGUCAGAAUUCAGAACAACAACACUGAACAUAGGGUCCAUAUCCACAGCAGAUGGCUCGGCCUUGGUGAAAGUUGGAAACACAACAGUCAUCUGUGGGAUCAAAGCGGAAUUGGCGAAUCCUACAGUUGAUGCACCUGGUAAAGGUUACAUAGUACCAAACGUGGACCUGCCGCCUCUGUGUUCCUCUCGUUUUCGACCGGGUCCUCCAGGAGAACAAGCCCAGGCUGCCAGCCAGUUUAUCGCUGAUGUCAUUGAAAGCUCCGAAGUGAUACAGACGGAGGACUUGUGUAUCGACAGAGGAAAGCUCUGCUGGGUGCUCUACUGUGACCUGAUGUGUCUGGACUAUGAUGGAAACGUGUUGGAUGCUUGUAUCAUCGCUAUGCUGGCUGCUUUAAAAAACACACAACUCCCAGAGGUCACCAUCAACUCAGAGACGAGUGCACCAGAGGUGAAUUUAGAAAAGAGACGAGGACUGCACGUUCACAAACAUCCAGUCGGUUCCUCUUUUUGCAUCUUUGACGACUCCAUCCUGAUCGUAGACCCGACGUCUGAGGAGGAGAGUCUGUCCACGGCUCAGCUCACUGUAGUGACGGACGAGGAGGAUCGACUCUGCGCUGUACACAAACCAGGAGGGACGUCGCUGUCAGGAGAGAAGCUGCAGGAGUGCAUCAGCAGAGCGGCGACGCGUCAGAGAGAGAUCCAGAAACUCAUCCACAAAGUCAUCCACAGCGUAAAGACAGGACAAUAAAGAGCCUCAGACCACGCUGUUUAUCUAAAAGCUGUAUUUUUCACUGUCAAUAUAUAUUCUUUUUUUUAAUAACAAUAAAACUGCUGACAAAGAAUCCUUAAAAAAUUA